Messenger RNA from Panicum virgatum (switchgrass), 2116 nucleotides. Its product is annotated as probable methyltransferase At1g29790. Lineage: Eukaryota; Viridiplantae; Streptophyta; Magnoliopsida; Poales; Poaceae. Gene Ontology annotation, molecular function: S-adenosylmethionine-dependent methyltransferase activity. The transcript has a single exon. The record is from RefSeq and is a predicted model, not a curated record. Bases 546 to 1943 code for a protein of 465 amino acids.
ACUUUCAGCUUAAGCGGCAUUUUUUUUUUCCUCCCAGAGUUUCUUGACUCUCUUACUGGCAAUCCCCAUCCUCCCGUGUCUUACCCCCAGCAAUGGCGGAUUCCCCUUUCCAGGCCGCAGACCAAUGCCCGAGGACGUGAAGGCCAUCCGCUAAACUCUCGCCGCGGUGGCGGACCCACAAGUCGGCCACGGAGCUCGCCCCCAAGCGAUGGAAUGGCCGUGCCCUGUGCACAGUGCGUCAGUGACGUACCACGAACAGGAACAAGCUGCUGGCUUGCGAAGCAAAAAUGCCCACCCUUUUCUCCUCCCAAAGCAAGCGCCCACGGCGAGGAGAGGGCGCCGAUGUGUAAUCUGCAAUCCACGCACACAUGCAAAGGGCAUCCAAAGUCAAACGCGCAAUGCAUUGAGCACGCGCCCUUCUGCCGAUGCGUCAGGAAACACCAUUUCUCAUGUGGACGGUGAACACCGAGCUGAUCGACGCGCGCAGCAGCUAGCCGAUCGUUGUCUCCGAUCGCCGGCACCAUCCGCCAGGUGGGCAGGUGGCCAUGUACGCGGCCAAGCACCGGGGCCACUCGUCGCAGCAUCAGCAGCAGCACGUCGACGAGGCGGUGAUGGGCGGCGUCGCGAACGGGCACGGGCACCGGCCAGCGGCGCAACGGCCGGCGCCCCGGCGCGCCAAGCUCAAGAUCCUGCUCGUCGUCAUCGCCACCAACCUCGUCUCCGUCUACCUCUUCUCCGGGGCGUCGCUGUCCGUGCACCUCCCGGCGUCGGCGCCGCGGAUCCACCUGUGGGACUCGGCCGCGCUGCUGCGGGACCUUAACGCCACGCGCGCCGCGCUCGCGGGCGCCCGCGCGGAGCUCGCGGCGCUGCGGGAGCAGUGCAACGCGUCGUCGCACCUCCUCGAGUCCGUGCUCGCGGGCCUCGGCGCCGUGCACGGGGACGCGCCGGAGGCCCGGGACUUCGGCGGGUGGCCCGAGGAGCCCACGGGCGAGCUCAAGCUCGCCAUCGAGCCCCACAGGCUGCCGCUCGGCUUCCACGCCAACUUCGGCACGGACGAGCUCUUCCCGGGGCUGGGCUUCGCCUGCCGCAACUUCCAGGAGGAGCUGGCGCAGUACAUGGCGUACGACGCCGGCGCCGAGUGCCCCGACGACGACGCCCUCGCGCUGCAGCUGGCGCUCAAGGGGUGCGAGCCGCUGCCCCGCCGGCGCUGCCGGGCGAGGUCGCCGGCGGGGUACGUGGAGCCGGCGCCGCUGCCGCGGAGCCUGUGGUCCGUCCCGCCGGACACCACCGUGCGCUGGGCGCCGUACACGUGCAAGAACUACACCUGCCUCGUGCAGCGCGCGCGCGCCCGGGGCGGUGCCUACUUCUGCAAGGACUGCUUCGACCUGGAGGGGAAGGAGCGGCGGCGGUGGCAGGCCGACAACGGCGGGCCGGGGUUCAGCAUCGACAGCGUGCUGCGGGCCCGGGCGCCCGGCACGGUGCGGAUCGGGCUGGACAUCGGCGGCGGCACGGGCACGUUCGCGGCGCGGAUGCGGGAGCGGAGCGUGACGGUGGUGACCACGACGCUGGACCUGGACGCGCCCUUCAACGGGUUCGUGGCGUCGCGCGGGCUGGUGCCGCUGCAGAUCACGCUCAUGCAGCGGCUGCCCUUCGCCGACGGCGUGCUGGACAUCGUGCACUCGAUGAACGCGCUAAGCAACUGGGUGCCCGACGCCGUGCUCGAGGCCGCGCUCUUCGACAUCUACCGGGUGCUCCGGCCCGGCGGCGUCUUCUGGCUGGACCACUUCUUCUGCCUGGGCCCGCAGCUCAACGCCACCUACGUGCCCAUCUUCGACCGCGUCGGCUUCCGGCGGCUCCGGUGGAAGGCCGGACGGAAGCUCGACCUGGGCGCCGAAAGGAACGAGUGGUACGUGUCGGCGCUGCUCGAGAAGCCCAUGACUUGAAUCUACCGUGUGUUCUUCCCUUCAUUUGCUGCUACUCUUUGGAUUUUCAUGACACAUUGACACCUAAGAGAAAGAAUUAGCAUUGUAGGGACAAAAUGGUGAGGCUGUAACAAGAGUUAUAGACAGUUUUUGAACAUUUUUUCAUGAAAUAAUUCAGUGAAAUUGUCCCCAAA